Camellia sinensis is the source of this 1029-nucleotide messenger RNA. The record is from RefSeq and is a predicted model, not a curated record. NCBI's taxonomy places the organism in Eukaryota, Viridiplantae, Streptophyta, Magnoliopsida, Ericales, Theaceae.
AUGGUUCUAUUAAGCGUCACAAAGCUCGACUUAUUGCCUGGGCUUUUACUCAAGAAUAUGGGAUUGAUUAUACAGAAACAUUUUCCCCUAUUGCUCGUCGUACUUCAGUUCGCAGCUUCCUUGCCAUUGAUGUUGCUCACCAUUAAAGUCUUUGUCACAUGGAUGUCAAGAAUGUUUUUCUCAAUGGUGAUCUCACUGAGGAAGUUUAUAUGUAACAUCCUCCUAGUUCCUCAGUUUCAUCCACCAAAUGCCCAUGAUUCUGCUUUGUUUAUUCGCAAGAAAAAGUGUGGUAUUCUUCUUCUUCUUCUCUAUGUGGAUGAUAUGAUCAUCACUAGGGAUGAUAUAAUGGAUAUCUCUAGUCUCAAACAGUUCCUCAGUCGCCAGUUUGAGAUGAAAGAUUCGAGUCUACUUAGCUACUUCCUCAGCUUGGAAAUUUCUUCAAAUCCUUCUAGUUACUUUCUCACUCAGGCCAAGUAUACAUCUAAUCUCUUAGCUCGUGCUAGUCUUACCGAUUGCAUUGUUUAUGUUGUUCACAUUGUCAGUCAAUUCAUGGUUGCUCCUUGCUCUCCACACUAUGAUGCUCUGGUUCACAUUUUGUGCUAUCUUAAAGACACUAUGUUUUAUGGUCUUCACUACUCAGCACACUAUUCUCUACAGCUACACGCCUUUUCUGAUGCAGAUUGGGCAAGGGAUCCUACUGACCGCCAUUAUACUACAAGGUUCUGCUUCUUCUUGAGUGACUCUCUCAUUGCCUGGCAUAGCAAUAAGAAAACUUUUAUUGCUCGUUCUAGUACUGAGGUUGAGUAUUGUGCUCUUAUUGAUACUUCUCAAGAGCUUGUGUGGCUUUGUUGGCUUCUUUCUGAUAUAGGCAUUUCUCAUCCUACUGCCACUAUACUCUAUUGUGACAAUCAGAGUGCUAUUCAAAUUACACAUAGUGAUGUCUUCCAUGAUCGCACCAAGAGAGUAGAGAAAGGUCCUGCUCUUUUUCUAGACAUCGGUAAAAUAUCUACCAAUAGAGGGUUUUCGUGA